AUGCUUCCUCAGCAUCGAAAAGACCUUGAACGAGAACAAAGUGCCCAGAAUGUCUUCCUUUUCGGCUGUAACAUAUCUAAAUUGUAAGUGAUUUAUCAUUUUGUGAUUUUUUUAGUUCUCCGACCGUUCAGUUCCUCCUCCUAUGCUCGGCCGUCUUCGUAUGUUAUUGUGGGUAUGGGUUCAUGCAGGAAUUGAUCUUCCGAAAGGAUGGCAUGAAACCGUUUGGAUGGUAUCUAACCCUUAUUCAGUUCUGUAUAUACUCUCUCUUCUCAACUGCUGAAGCUAAGAUGACUACUGAUAACAUUCGAAGGUAAGAUUUUAUUUUUGUGACAGAUUUUUGUUUAGAAUUCCAAUGCAGACCUAUUUUCAACUGGCCUUUUACACUGUGGCUACUAUGGGGCUAUCAAAUGCUUCUGUUGGAUAUUUAAAUUAUCCCACACAAGUCAUCUUUAAAUGUUGUAAAUUAAUUCCUGUGCUUGUCGGGGGUAAGCACAUAAUAUUCUUCUAAGUUUGGUAGGUAUUUUAAUUCAGGGAAAACGGUUCGGGUUCUACGAUGUGAUGGCCGCAGGACUAAUGAGUUUGGGUCUAAUCUUCUUCACUUUGGCGGAUAACAGCGUCUCUCCGAACUUCGAUCCACGAGGUUAUUUUAUGAUCACAUUGGCUUUGGUGGCAGAUGCGAUUAUUGGAAAUGUACAGGAGAAGGCGAUCAAGGCUCACCAAGCCCCCAAUUGUGAGGUGGUCCUAUAUUCUUACUCCAUUGGAUCCGUUUAUAUUUUUAUCGGAACCUUACUGAGUGCCGAAUUCUUUGAUGCUUUUUCUUGGUUUGCUGAGGUGAGCUAUCUGUUAUUAUCAUUUAAAAAUUUGAGAAAGUUUGGCGAAUAUGGCUCUGUUGCAGAAUCCAUCACAAUAUGGGAAUGCGGUCAUCUUUAGUGUAUUGGGAUACCUGGGUAUUAGCGUGGUGUUAACCCUGGUCAGAACGUACGGCGCGCUAAUUGCUGUUACUGUGACCACCAUGCGGAAGGCGGUGACUAUCGUCCUCUCCUUCCUCUUCUUCUCCAAACCAUUCACCCUAAAUUAUUUAUGGUCAGCCGGUCUUGUUGUGCUCGCGAUAUACUUAAAUAUUUAUUCCAAGAACCAGCAGAAAGUGGACGCCCUUCUGCAACGUUGGAUUUAUCAACGGAAACCUUUGAAGAAUCAGGCAAACAGUGUUUAA
Bursaphelenchus xylophilus (pine wood nematode) is the source of this 1213-nucleotide messenger RNA. Lineage: Eukaryota; Metazoa; Nematoda; Chromadorea; Rhabditida; Aphelenchoididae. The record is from the annotation of a GenBank genome assembly.